Zea mays is the source of this 985-nucleotide messenger RNA. Its product is annotated as Grx_C8 - glutaredoxin subgroup III. The coding region runs from base 185 to 577 and encodes 130 amino acids. NCBI's taxonomy places the organism in Eukaryota, Viridiplantae, Streptophyta, Magnoliopsida, Poales, Poaceae. The transcript has a single exon. The record is from RefSeq and is marked provisional.
ACUCACCAAGACUCCAAGCACUCACCUCCUCAGCUCAUUGCCAGCCUUUGGUUCCUUCCAGCUAGCAACCGGACGGCCAGCAAGCCAGCAGACUAGUAGCUCUUCUCAGUUCUCACACCUACUGUGUCUGUGUGUGCUCGCCUUUAGCGGCAAGCGACCCACCCCCCUUCGGUAGCGAGCGACAAUGCAGUACGCGGCGGCGGAGCAGGCGUGGUACAUGCCGGCGACCACGACGAUGAUGGCGGAGAGCGCGGUGGCGCGCGUGGAGCGGCUGGCGUCGGAGAGCGCGGUGGUGGUGUUCAGCGUGAGCAGCUGCUGCAUGUGCCACGCCGUGAAGCGGCUCUUCUGCGGCAUGGGCGUGCACCCGACGGUGCACGAGCUGGACCUGGACCCGCGCGGACGAGAGCUGGAGCACGCCCUCGCCCGCCUCAUCGGCUACGGCCCCGCCGGCGCGCCCGUCGUCCCCGUCGUCUUCAUCGGCGGGAAGCUGGUCGGCGCCAUGGACCGGGUCAUGGCCGCGCAUAUCAACGGCUCCCUCGUCCCACUUCUCAAGGAGGCCGGCGCGCUCUGGCUCUGAACUGUAGGCAGGCCGCGCGCCAUUGCUGGUGACUCGUGUGCCAACAGGCUACGCAGCUUCUUCCGUUGUCUAAGUUAGUUCCUUGUUGCUGUAGAACCUGAUGUCACUUGCUGCAAGCUAAUCAAACUACGUACUAAGCUACGGUGAUAGGAGGAUACAUCCAUGGACAGGGCCGGAUGGUGGUAGAUCAGUGAUGCAUCGGAUUGGGCUUAAUGUGUGUGAGUAGUGUGUGCAAGAGAGAAGAGAGGCUGGUACCGUGUGUGUGCUUUUUUCUCACUACCUACUGCCUCCGUCGGUGUUUGUGUGUGCGUGCAUGUGGUGUUUGACGCAUGCGCUGGAUUUGCUUUGCUUGGGGUGCUACACUGUUACCACCACUGUUGUUUAAUUUGAUAUCCUUUAAUUUUAAUA